Megalobrama amblycephala (Wuchang bream) is the source of this 2356-nucleotide messenger RNA. It is a transcript of the gene ogfr2, whose product is annotated as opioid growth factor receptor 2. The record is from RefSeq and is a predicted model, not a curated record. Gene Ontology annotation, molecular function: opioid growth factor receptor activity. Gene Ontology annotation, cellular component: membrane. NCBI's taxonomy places the organism in Eukaryota, Metazoa, Chordata, Actinopteri, Cypriniformes, Xenocyprididae. The transcript has 8 exons. Bases 223 to 1146 code for a protein of 307 amino acids.
UGGCAACCCUUGAGUCAACAAGUUGUGUCAUUCUUUGUUGACCUGUAGGCUACUAGAAAUACUUUCGGUUCACCAUGACUUUCGACUUUAAGUUUCUCUUGACAGUGGGAAAGUUGAGCUCUUUAUAGAGUCUUGGUUCUUAUGUCUGCUAAAAUAUUUUUAUAUAUUCAGACUUCUCGUUUCCGUAGUAGUAACCCGAGUUAGCAAUAGCCUAUACUUGACAUGGAGUUAGAUGUUGAGUGCGAGUUUGACUCCACAUGGGAGGAUGAAUACGAAUAUAAAACACCAAUCAAGAAGAUCUGCAGAAGGAGUCGCAGGAACAUGUAUGCUGCAAAGGACAUGCAAGACUUUCGGCAUAGUGUCCGGAACCUUGAUAAUGAUGAUGAUGAUGAUGAACCAGGUCAAAGCCGCUUCUAUAACCUGGAGUUUUACCAAGGUCUAAUAAAAUCUUCACCUGAUGACUUUCACAUUGACAAAUUUCACAAGCAGUGGAAGGGUCGAUAUGACAAACUGGAAAACUGUCACUCCUACAUUCAGUGGUUGUUUCCAAUACAAGAGCGAGGGAUGAAUUGGAGAGCACAUGUGCUCACAAAAAAGGAAAUAAAGCUUUUUCGUAAAGAUGAAGCAGCAAAGAGGAAAUUGGUGGAAUCAUAUAAGCUCAUGCUGGAUUUUUAUGGUAUACGUUUGGUCGAUGAAACAACAGGAGAGGUGAAACGUGCCGAUAACUGGAAGGAACGCUUUAAGGACUUGAACAGAUAUUCACACAACAACCUGCGCAUCACACGCAUCCUGAAGUGUUUGGGGACUCUAGGAUUGAAGCACUACCAGGCCCCACUGGUCAGGUUCUUCCUCCAUGAAACUCUUGUUAAUGGACAACUUCAGCAUGUGAAACAAAGUGUAUUAGAUUACUUUAUGUUUGCUGUGUUGGACAAGUCAGAGAGACGAGAGCUGGUUAGAUUUGCCUUUGAGCAUUUUAAGCCCCGGGAACAGUUUGUCUGGGGCAGUGGCAGAUUUAGGCAUGGGCGACAUAAGCAAACGGCAAGGGUGGAAUCUUGCCAGGGGCGUGCAGGGCGCCCACCCCAAAAAAAACAAAAAACGGAGCAUACAUUCAGCAUUAAAUCUCUCAUAUGCACGUCACGACGAUGAUAUCAUGUCACCUUGUGGGCCAAUUAACCAGGGGUGCGUUUCCCAAAGCCAACCAUCAUCACAAGUUCCGUCGUUACCAAUAGAAUUCAACAGAAGUUGCGACCAUAGUUGGUUAACGGUGCUUUUGGGAAACGCACAUCAGGUUGGGACUGUGCAGAGUGGGCAAACUACCAACAGAAUUUAGGCACAGAUAGUGUUAAUCUGUUUUUUAUUGUGCAUUGUUUAAAAAGAAUCUGAGGCAGGCUGUGUUGAGAAGUUUGAUGAAGGGCUGUAGAAUGCCCAGACCAAUCAAAAAAUAACACCAGAAAAAAUGUUAGUAUUCUUCUUUCAUUAGCUGAAAGUAACAGUGCAGCACGUUACACAUGAGGCGGCUUCAGUCUUGCGGAAAAGCAUAGGCUGAUAAUCACAUGAGCAAAAACAGGCAGAAAUAUUUGCAUGCUAUCAUGGUGUGACAGGGAGUUAAAUGUAUCUUCAGAAGUAAGUAUCUUCAUAUUUACUUGUAUGAAUAUGCAUAGCUCUGACUUAUUUUAUGAUGUCAUUUGGCCACCACUAAAAUGAUUUAUACCAUUACAAUUAACUGAGCAGUUAAAAUAUGCUAGAAAACCUUGCCCAUUUAAUAACCCCUCUGGCCCUCUUCAGUCAGUUCUGACCCAAAUUUUUUUUUAGAAAUGUUAGAAAUCAUAGCUUCAUCGAAAUGAGAUGACACUUGGUGACUUUUGUCGCAUUAGCAAUAUGAACAUCAAGGACACGAUUCGGACAUGUUAAAGGGUCGUAAAAAAAAAUAGUCACACUUACCUUAUUUGCGGUCAAAAAUGACCGACAUAGGAAAUGAAUGGGAAAUACGAAAAAAUACGAAAACUCAAGAAUCUUUUGUUGGUACAAACUACAAAAAAAGUGCACCGCAAUGAAGAGGUGACACUCCUAAAUGCCAAGAGCGCAAAACAGACACACCCAACCCCCUACACCUCACUUACACACAAUCACAGACACACACACACAUAACACACCAUUAUACACACACAAAUGAACUGGUGUGGCUGUAAUAAUAUGGUAAAAUUGAGCCAAAACUCAAAUAAGAGGUUGGAAUCAGAUCAGACCCAGAUUUAUGUAAUAAAACAUACCUGUUUAUUUUUUAUAUAAUUUUUAUUGAAUUUUGAUGUUAUGUGUAACAAAAUGCCCUCUUCUGUGUUCAGAUUUGACUGUAGUAAAA